AUGCCUCUCCGUUCGUGGGACGCCAUAGGAUUCGAGGAUGGAGGGGUGGCAUCUAAAUACAUAUCCUCACCUUCAUCCGACAGGGGAAGGUUGCCUGCUUUCACACAAAAUACUGGUAGCAAAGAAGCUUACCUCGUCGACGUUGGUGUCUUGUCAUCAUCCUCGGACCCGCCGAGAAAAUGGGAAUCUUUCGAGAUAUUCAGUGUUAGUUUGGACAUUUAUUCGGCCAAAAAGGCAGAUGAAGGCAGGAGGGUUAAGUUUGCUGAGGAACGCCCAUCUUUCUACCCGGAUCAUCGUAUAUUUGUAUUGAAAUUGAAUGUGAAAGGGUCGUUAAUGGCACAGGUAAAGAAGAUAUAUACGCAAAUGGAAAACAAAGGAAUUCCAUAUAUGACCCUUGCGUCUAAUCCUGGCGACUCUGUUAUGUGCGGCACUACAAAUAACCCAGAAGUUGGGAUGUUUUGUAUUGCCGAUACACAUUCCGCACAAGUACUUGGGAACCCUCUUUCAUGUCCACCGAUGAAACUCAUUCAAUUGUGGGCGGCGCUUGAUCUAAUAUAUGGGCGUUCUCUUGUUGUGUUCGCUGACAGGCAUUUGCUG
Messenger RNA from Acaulospora colombiana, 597 nucleotides. Lineage: Eukaryota; Fungi; Glomeromycota; Glomeromycetes; Diversisporales; Acaulosporaceae. The record is from the annotation of a GenBank genome assembly.